GUUGUGAAGUUGGAACGAACAUUACCAAAAGGAUCAGCAAGUGAGAAGUACUGAAUUCCUGGGGCGGAUCCUACCUGGAGCAAAGUCCUAGAAAGAUGGACAAGGAAGAAGAGAGUACGCGGGAGAUCCUACUCCCUGAUUGGCAAGACAGCGCUCAUGGUAUUACCAUCAAAGAGACGGAUGAAGGCGUCUUCGUGAAGCAGAUCCAACACGACUCGCCAGUCGCCAAGACAGGAAUUGUACAGGAAGGUGACCAGAUUGUGAGCGCCACCAUCUAUUUUGACAAUGUGCACUCAGGGGAGGUCUCGGAGCUCCUUAAAAAUGUAGGUCAUCACACAGUGGGCCUGCGGCUACAGAGGAAAGGAGACCGCUCCCCGUUGCCAGGGCAGUCUGGUUCCUACGACGUGUUUCCUCCAAGGAGCCCAGAAGUUGUUUUGAGUGGAGAUGACGAAGAGUACCAGCGGAUUUACACCACGAAAAUUAAACCUCGCCUUAAAUCAGAAGAUGGCAUAGAAGUCGAGCAUGAAGGAACUCAAAGCAGGACCAUCACAGUCACCAAAAGAGUCACAGCUUACACUGUCGAUGUUACCGGCCACGAAGGUGCCAAAGAGAUUGACAUCAGCAGUCCUGAGUUUAAGAUCAAAAUUCCUAAACAUGAACUUACCCAGAUUUCUAAAGUUGGAAUUGAAUCAGAGCCUGGGAAAACUGUCAUCAAGAUCCCACACAUGGAUUCACCUGGGAGAACCAGCUAUGGAAAAACCUCCCACGAAGGAGGGAAAUUUUAUGAUGUGACAUAUUCUGGACCAACUAUUGACUUGCCUUCCCGAAAAUUGGAGGCAGGUGUUCCCGAUACCCUUGUGGGGCAGCCAAAGGUGGGGAAAACUGAUAUCCAAGUCUCCAACAUCAAGGGUAUAGGUUUGAGAGGUCAGACAGACUUCAGCAGCCCUGAAAUCAAUGGGAAAACAGGGGACAGACUGCAAUUCGAUAUGAAAGGUCCUAAAAUUAAAGGGGAAUUGGGAGGGUUGCAAGGCGCAGGGGUAAAAGUCCCUACCUCAGGCAUUGAAGGCAAGAUGACAAGUCCAGGUCUCGGUGAUGAAAGCAAAGGAAAUCUUACAUUCCCUGCAAUGAGAAUGCCCAAAUUUGGAAUAUCAUCUCCAAGUGCUGACAUUGAAGUUCCUCAGCUUGAUGCAGCAGGUCCAUCUGUGACAAUCAAAGGUCCAGGAGGAUUUCAAGAAGGCCCCAAAGUUGCAGUCACGAGCAGAGGAAUACCAGAACCAAAGUUGGAUAUGGGUGUAAAAGGACUGGAUUUGAAAGGUGGGGUGAAAUCAAAGAUGGAUUUUGGGUCUCCAGACAUUGGACUUGAAGAGAGUGAAGACAAAUUUAAAAUACACCACAUGGAUAUGCCUAAAUUUUCUGUUUCAGGCCCCACAGCAGAUAUCAAUGUUCCAAAAGGAGGGAUUGAGAUUAGUGGACAGACACCCAAAAUCUCUAUGUCAGAUAUUGACUUGAAUCUUAAAAGUCCCAAAGGAAAAGGAGCUAUACAUUUUUCAGGGCCAAAGAUUGAAGGGGAUUUGAAAGGCCCAAGUAUGAGUAAUGAGGGCACCAAUGUUGGCCUUGGUGGACCAUUCAAAGGUCCACAUAUCUCAAUGCCCUCUGUGAAAACUACACCGGUUGCUGUGCCAGGUGUUGACUUGAACCUAAAAGGGACAUCAUUAAAGGGUGAUGUGGAUGUUUCUGUGCCCAAACUGGAAGGCGACCUGAAGGGCCCGCAGAUUGACAUCAAAGGUCCCAAAGUGGACAUUGCUGCUCCUGGCAUUGGAAUCAAGGGUACUUCUGGUCAACUGAAAGGGCCUCAUAUCAGAACUCCACAAAUCUCCAUUCCGGACAUUGACUUAAAUUUGAAAGGUCCCAAAGUCAAGGGGGACAUGGGUGUUUCCAUACCAAGAAUGGAAGGAGAACUAAAGGGCCCAACUGUGGACAUCAAGGCUCCGAAAGUAGACAUUGUUGCACCAGAUGUUGACCUUCAUGGCCCUGGACUUAAAAUGCCCAAAUUGAAAAUGCCCAAAUUUGGCGUGCCCAGCUUGAAACCUGACGUUCCUGAUGUGGACAUCAGUCUUCCCCAGGGCAGCCUUGACAUCUCAGGUCCUAAAGUAGAUAUUGCAGCACCAAGAUUGGAUAUUGAGGCACCAAAGAUUUCAGUUCCAGAUUUCGUGAGCCUGAAAGGGCCAGCAUUAAAGGGUGAUGUGGAUGUUUCUGUGCCCAAACUAGAAGGCAGCUUGAAGGGCCCACAGAUAGAUCUCAAAGGCCCCAAAGUGGACGUUGUGGCUCCUGACAUUGGCUUCAAAGCUCCUUCAGGUCAACUGAAAGGGCCUCAUAUCAAAACUCCACAAAUCUCCAUUCCGGACAUUGACCUAAAUUUGAAAAGCCCCAAAGUCAAGGGGGACAUGGGUGUUUCCAUACCAAGAAUGGAGGGAGAACUGAAGGGCCCAGCUGUGGACAUCAAGGGUCCUAAAGUAGACAUUGUAGCGCCAGACAUUGACCUUCAUGGCCCUGGACUCAAAAUGCCCAAAUUGAAAAUGCCCAAAUUUGGUGUGCCCAGUUUGAAAGGUGAAGUUCCUGAUGUUGACAUCGGUGUUACCCAGGGCAGCCUUGACUUCUCUGGUCCGAAAGUAGAUAUUGCAGCUCCAGGAUGGGACCUUGGAGCACCAGAAGGCAAAAUUAAAGGCCCUAAAGUCAAGAUGCCAGGAUUACAUGUUGAGGCACCAAAGGUUCCAGAUUUCGACCUGAGCCUGAAAGGGCCAGCAUUAAAGGGUGAUGUGGAUGUUUCUGUACCCAAAGUAGAAGGCAGCUUGAAGGGCCCACAGAUAGACCUCAAAGGCCCCAAAGUGGACAUUGUGGCUCCUGACAUUGGCGUCAAAGCUCCUUCAGGUCAACUGAAAGGGCCUCAUAUCAAAACUCCACAAAUCUCCAUUCCAGACAUUGACCUAAAUUUGAAAGGCCCCAAAGUCAAGGGGGACAUGGGUGUUUCCAUACCAAGAAUGGAGGGAGAACUGAAGGGCCCAGCUGUGGACAUCAAGGGUCCUAAAGUAGACAUUGUAGCACCACCAGAUGUUGACCUUCAUGGCCCUGAGCUCAAAAUGCCCAAAUUGAAAAUGCCCAAAUUUGGUGUGCCCAGUUUGAAAGGUGAAGUUCCUGAUGUGGACAUCGGUGUUACCCAGGGCAGCCUUGACUUCUCUGGUCCGAAAGUAGAUAUUGCAGCUCCAGGAUGGGACCUUGGAGCACCAGAAGGCAAAAUUAAAGGCCCUAAAGUCAAGAUGCCAGGAUUACAUGUUGAGGCACCAAAGGUUCCAGAUUUCGACCUGAGCCUGAAAGGGCCAGCAUUAAAGGGUGAUGUGGAUGUUUCUGUGCCCAAAGUAGAAGGCAGCUUGAAGGGCCCACAGAUAGACCUCAAAGGCCCCAAAGUGGACAUUGUGGCUCCUGACAUUGGCGUCAAAGCUCCUUCAGGUCAACUGAAAGGGCCUCAUAUCAAAACUCCACAAAUCUCCAUUCCAGACAUUGACCUAAAUUUGAAAGGCCCCAAAGUCAAGGGGGAUAUGGGUGUUUCCAUACCAAGAAUGGAGGGAGAACUGAAGGGCCCAGCUGUGGACAUCAAGGCUCCAAAAGUAGACAUUGUAGCACCAGAUGUUGACCUUCAUGGCCCUGGACUCAAAAUGCCCAAAUUGAAAAUGCCCAGAUUUGGCGUGCCCAGCUUGAAACCUGACGUUCCUGAUGUGGACAUCAGUCUUCCCCAGGGCAGCCUUGACAUCUCAGGUCCUAAAGUAGAUAUUGCAGCCCCAAGAUUGGAUAUUGAGGCACCAAAGAUUUCAGUUCCAGAUUUCGACCUGAGCCUGAAAGGGCCAGCAUUAAAGGGUGAUGUGGAUGUUUCUGUGCCCAAACUAGAAGGCAGCUUGAAGGGCCCACAGAUAGAUCUCAAAGGCCCCAAAGUGGACAUUACUGCUCCUGACAUUGGCCUCAAAGCUCCUUCAGGUCAACUGAAAGGGCCUCAUAUCAAAACUCCACAAAUCUCCAUUCCGGACAUUGACCUAAAUUUGAAAGGCCCCAAAGUCAAGGGGGACAUGGGCGUUUCCAUACCAAGAGUGGAAGGAGAACUGAAGGGCCCAGCUGUCGACAUCAAGGCUCCUAAAGUAGACAUUGUAGCACCAGAUGUUGACCUUCAUGGCCCUGGACUGAAAAUGCCGAAAUUGAAAAUGCCCAAAUUUGGUGUGCCCAGCUUGAAAGGUGAAGUUCCUGAUGUGGACAUUGGUGUUACCCAGGGCAGCCUUGACUUCUCUGGUCCAAAAGUAGAUAUUACAGCCCCAGGAUGGGACCUUGGAGCACCAGAAGGCAAAAUUAAAGGUCCCAAAGUCCAAAUGCCAGAAAUGCAUGUUAAAGGUCCUAAAAUCUCCAUGCCAGACACAGAUUUAAAUUUAAAGGGGCCCAAACUCACAGGAGACAUUGAUGUUUCUAUUCCAAAAUUAAAAGGUGACAUAAAAGGUCCAGAAAUUGAUAUCAAAGGUCCAAAAUUAGAUAUUGAAGCACCAGAUGUUGACCUACAUGGACCAGAAGGGAAAUUGAAGAUGCCAAAAUUCAAAAUGCCUAAGUUUGGAAUACCCAGCUUCAAAGGAGAAGGUCCGGAUAUGGAUUUAGACCUCCCCAAAGCAGAGCUUGAUGUUUCUGUUCCAACAGUUGACGUAGCAGCACCAAGUUUGGACAUUGAAGGCCCAGAAGGAAAACUAAAAGGAUCCAAAUUUAAGAUGCCUGACUUUAAUAUUCAUGCACCAAAGAUAUCAAUGCCAGAUGUUGAUUUGAAUCUAAAAGGGCCAAAAUGGAAAGGGAAUGCAGAUAUUUCUGGACCAAAAAUAGAAGGUGAACUCAAAGGACCCCAGGUUGAUAUUGAAGGUCCUAAACUAGAUGUUGAUGUCCCUGAUGUAGAGCUGGAAGGUCCUGAAGGAAAAAUUAAAGGAUCCAAAUUCAAAAUGCCAAAACUGAAUAUUAAAGGUCCCAAAAUCUCCAUGCCAGAUGUAGAUCUGGAUCUCAAAGUCCCCAAAAUGAAGGGUGAAAUGGAUGUAACAGUUCCAAAACUAGAAGGAGAUUUGAAAGGACCCAAUCUUGCUGCACCAAAAUUGGAUAUAGGUCUCCCAGAUGUUGAACUCGAAGGUCCAGAAGCCAAGUUGAAGAUGCCUAAAAUGAAGCUACCAAAAUUCGGAACACCUGGGUUGAAAGGAGAGGGUCCUGAUGUUAAUGUGAGCCUUCCCAAAGGAGAUUUGGAUGUUUCAGGGCCAAAAAUAGAUAUUGAUAUGCCAAGUGUGGACCUUGAAGGCCCAGAAGGAAAACUGAAAGGUUCAAAGUUUAAAAUGCCUGAAAUGCAUUUCAAAACACCCAAAGUCUCCAUGCCAGAUAUUGACUUCAAUCUGAAAGGUCCAAAAGUGAAAGGUGAUAUGGAUGUUUCUAUUCCAACAUUAGAAGGAGAUUUCAAGGGACCCAGCGUUGAUAUCAAGAGGCCUACAGUAGAGCUAAGUGGUCCAGACGUUGAUCUCCACAGUGAGGGGAAACUAAAAAUGCCAAAAUUGAAGAUGCCAAUUUUUACUGUUUCAAGCCCAAAACUAGAAAGCCCUGAUGUAGACGUAAGCUUGCCAAAGGGAGAAAUUGACAUCUCAGGUCCAAAGAUAGAUGUGGAAGCUCCAGAACUUGAUAUUGAAGGUCCUGAAGGAAAGCUGAAAGGUUCAAAAUUUAAGAUGCCAAAACUAAAUAUCAAAGCACCGAAGAUCUCCAUGCCUGAUGUAGACUUGAACAUCAAAGGACCUGGAACAAGAGGACACAUGGAUGUAACUGUACCAAAUAUUGGAGGCAAUCUUGAAGGACCUCAGAUUGAUAUAAAGGCUCCUAAACUGGAUGUGGAAGCACCAGACGUUCACUUAGAAUGUCCAGAAGGAAAAGUGAAAGGGCCCAAAUUUAAGAUGCCUGAAAUGCACAUCAAAGCUCCAAAGAUCUCUAUGCCAGAUGUUGAUCUGAACCUCAAAGGUCCAAAACUGAAGGGAGAUGUUGAUGUUACUGUCCCAAAGCUGGAAGGUGACCUGAAAGCCCCAGAUAUAGAUAUCAAAGGUCCCAAAAUGGAUAUUGAUGCACCUAAUGUUGAACUUCAUGGACCAGAAGGAAAGUUGAAGAUGCCCAAAUUCAUGCCCAAAUUUGGAAUGCCCAGCUUCAAGGGGGAAGGUCCAGAUGUGGAUGUAAGUCUCCCUAAAGGAGAUCUUGAUCUUUCUGGUCCAAAAGUUGAACUUGAAGGACCAAGUUUGGACAUUGAAGGCCCAGAAGGAAAAGUGAAAGGGCCCAAAUUUAAGAUGCCUGAAAUGCACGUCAAAGCUCCAAAGAUCUCUAUGCCAGAUGUUGAUUUCAACCUGAAAGGUCCAAAGCUGAAGGGAGAUGUGGAUGUGUCUGUUCCUAAGCUUGAAGGUGGCCUUAAAGGGCCAGAUGUGGAUAUCAAAAGUCCCAAACUGGACAUUGAUGCACCUGAUGUUGAACUUCAUGGACCAGAAGGAAAGUUGAAGAUGCCCAAAUUCAAAAUGCCCAAAUUUGGAAUGCCCAGCUUCAAGGGGGAAGGUCCAGAUGUGGAUGUAAGCCUCCCUAAAGGAGAUCUCGAUCUUUCUGGUCCAAAAGUUGAACUUGAAGGACCAAGUUUGGAUAUUGAAGGCCCAGAAGGCAAAGUGAAAGGGCCCAAAUUUAAGAUGCCUGAAAUGCACAUCAAAGCUCCAAAAAUCUCCAUGCCAGAUGUUGAUUUCAAUCUCAAAGGUCCAAAGCUGAAGGGAGAUGUUGAUGUUUCUGUUCCAAAGCUGGAAGGUGGCCUAAAAGGGCCAGAUGUGGAUAUCAAAGGGCCCAAACUGGAUAUAGAUGCACCGGAUCUUGAAAUUGAAGGUCCUGAAGGAAAGUGGAAAACUCCGAAGUUUAAGAUGCCUGAAAUGCACAUCAAAGCUCCAAAGGCUCCCAAAAUCUCAAUGCCAGACAUAGACUUAAACCUAAAAGGUUCUAAAGUCAAAGGUGAUGCUGAUGUUUCAAUUCCUAAACUGGAAAGAGAUUUGAAAGGUCCAGAAAUUGAUAUCAAAGGUCCAAAACUCGAUGUUGAUGUCCCAGAUGUUGACCUACAUGGACCAGAAGGAAAAUUCAAAAUGCCAAAGUUCAAGAUGCCAAAGUUUGGCAUGCCAGGCUUCAAAGGAGAAGGUCCAGAUGUGGAUGUAAGCCUCCCCAAAGGAGACCUUGAUGUUUCUCUUCCCAAAGUUGAGCUUGAAGCACCAAGCUUGGACAUUGAGGGCCCAGAGGGAAAAGUGAAAGGUCCCAAAUUUAAGAUGCCCGAAAUGCACUUCAAGACACCAAAGAUAUCAAUGCCCGAUAUUGAUCUGAACCUCAAAGGUCCAAAGAUGAAAGGAGAUGUGGAUGUUUCUGUUCCAAAGCUAGAAGGUCCAGAUGUGGAUAUCAAAGGUCCCAAAUUCGAUAUUGAUGCACCUGAUGUAGAAAUUGAAGGUCCUGAAGGGAAGUGGAAAAGUCCCAAGUUUAAGAUGCCUGAAAUGCACAUCAAAGCUCCAAAGUUCUCCAUGCCAGAUGUAGACUUAAACCUCAAAGGUCCAAAGCUGAAGGGAGAUGUUGAUGUUUCUGUCCCAAAGCUGGAAGCUGACUUGAAAGCCCCAGAUGUAGAUAUCAAAGGACCCAAAAUGGACAUUGAUGCACCUGAUGUUGAGCUUCAUGGACCAGAAGGAAAAUUGAAGAUGCCCAAAUUCAAAAUGCCCAAAUUUGGAAUGCCCAGCUUCAAAGGGGAAGGUCCAGAUGUGGAUGUAAACCUCCCUAAAGGAGAUCUUGAUCUUUCUGGUCCCAAGGUUGAACUUGAAGGACCAGGUUUGGACAUUGAAGGCCCAGAAGGAAAAGUGAGAGGGCCCAAAUUUAAGAUGCCUGAGAUGCACAUCAAAGCUCCAAAGAUUUCCAUGCCAGAUGUUGAUUUCAACCUGAAAGGUCCAAAGCUGAAGGGAGAUGUGGAUGUGUCUGUUCCUACGCUGGAAGGUGGCCUAAAAGGGCCAGAUGUGGAUAUCAAAGGUCCCAAACUGGAUAUUGAUGCACCUGAUUUUGAACUUCAUGGACCAGAAGGAAAGUUGAAAAUGCCUAAGUUCAAGAUGCCCAAGUUUGGCAUGCCUGGCUUCAAAGGAGAAGGCCCAGAUGUGGACGUAAGCCUCCCCAAAGGAGAUCUUGAUCUUUCUGGUCCCAAGGUUGAACUUGAAGGACCAAGUUUGGACAUUGAAGGGCCAGAAGGAAAAGUGAAAGGGCCCAAGUUUAAGAUGCCCGAAAUGCACUUCAAGACCCCAAAGAUCUCAAUGCCUGACAUUGAUCUGAACCUCAAGGGUCCAAAACUGAAAGGAGAUGUGGAUGUGUCUGUUCCUAAGCUAGAAGGUGGCCUAAAAGGGCCAGAUGUGGAUAUCAAAGGCCCCAAAGUGGACAUUGAUGCACCUGAUGUUGAACUUCAUGGACCAGAAGGAAAAUUGAAAAUGCCUAAGUUCAAGAUGCCCAAGUUUGGCAUGCCUGGCUUCAAAGGAGAAGGCCCAGAUGUGGACGUAAGCCUCCCCAAAGGAGAUCUUGAUGUUUCUGGGCCAAAGGUUGAACUUGAAGGACCAAGUUUGGACAUUGAAGGGCCAGAAGGAAAAGUGAAAGGGCCCAAGUUUAAGAUGCCCGAAAUGCACUUCAAGACCCCAAAGAUCUCAAUGCAUAUUGAUCUGAACCUCAAAGGUCCAAAGAUGAAGGGAGAUGUGGAUGUUUCUGUUCCAAAGCUAGAAGGUCCAGAUGUGGAUAUCAAGGGUCCCAAAUUGGAUAUUGAUGCACCAGAUGUAGAAAUUGAAGGUCCUGAAGGAAAGUGGAAAAGUCCCAAGUUUAAGAUGCCCGAAAUGCACAUCAAAGCUCCCAAAAUCUCCAUGCCAGACUUUGACUUGAACCUCAAAGGUCCCAGAGUGAAAGGAGAUGUGGAUGUCUCAGUUCCGAGCUUGGAAGGUGAUCUGAAGGGCCCUGACAUUGACAUCAAAGGGCCCAAACUAAACGUUGACGUUCCAGAUGUUGAUCUUGAAGGCCCAGAAGGGAAGUGGAAAGGACCCAAAUUUAAAAUGCCUGAAAUGAACAUCAAAGCUCCCAAAAUCUCCAUGCCAGACUUCGAUUUGAACCUGAAAGGUCCAAAAGUGAAAGGAGAUGUGGAUGUUUCUGUGCCAAAGUUGGAAGGUGACCUGAAAGGCCCUGAUGUGGACAUCAAAGGGCCCAAAGUUGGUGUUGAUCUUCCUGAAGUUGACCUUGAAGGGCCUGAAGGAAAACUUAAAGGUCCUAAGUUUAAGAUGCCUGAAAUGCAUUUUAAUGUUCCCAAAAUCUCAAUGCCUGAUAUAGAUUUGAACUGGAGGAAACCUAAAGUAGAAGCCGAUGCAUCUAUACCAACGGUGGAGGGGGAUUUGAAAGGCCCAAGUGUGGACAUCAAAGGUCCCAAACUAGGUAUUGAUGUCCCUGAUGUUGAUAUAGAAGGACCAGAAGGGAAGUGGAAAGGGCCCAAAUUUAAGAUGCCUGAAAUGAACAUCAAAGCUCCCAAAAUUUCCAUGCCAGAUUUUGACUUGAAUUUGAAAGGUCCUAAAAUGAAGGGAGAUGUGGAUGUUUCUAUGCCGAAGCUAGAGGGGGAUGUGAAGGCGCCAGAACUCGAUAUUAAAGCACCCCAAUUAGAUAUUAAUGCCCCUGAUAUAAGUAUGGAAGCACCAGAGGGAAAGAUAAAAGGUCCUAAAUUUAAGAUGCCCGAAAUGCACAUCAAAACUCCAACGAUUUCCAUGCCAGAUUUUGACCUGAACCUCAAAGGUCCAAAACUGAAGGGUGAUGUGGAUGUUUCUGUUCCGAAACUGGAAGGAGAUCUGAAAGGCCCAGAUGUGGAUAUCCAGGGUCCCAAAUUGGACAUUGAUGCGCCAGAUGUAGAAAUUGAAGGUCCUGAAGGGAAGUGGAAAAGUCCCAAGUUUAAGAUGCCCGAAAUGCACAUCAAAGCUCCCAAAAUCUCCAUGCCAGACUUUGACUUGAACCUCAAAGGUCCCAGAGUGAAAGGAGACGUGGAUGUCUCAGUACCGAGCUUGGAAGGUGAUCUGAAGGGCCCCGACAUGGACAUCAAAGGGCCCAAGCUAGACGUUGACGUUCCAGAUGUUGAUCUUGAAGGACCUGAAGGGAAGUGGAAAGGACCCAAAUUUAAGAUGCCUGAAAUGAACAUCAAAGCCCCCAAAAUCUCCAUGCCAGACUUCGAUUUGAACCUGAAAGGACCCAAAGUGAAAGGAGAUGUGGAUGUUUGUGUGCCAAAGUUGGAAGGUGACCUGAAAGGCCCUGAUGUGGACAUUCAAGGCCCCAAAGUGGACAUUGACAUGCCCGAUGUUGACUUGCAUGGUCCAGAGGGUAAAAUCAAGCUGCCCAAAUUUAAAAUGCCCAAGUUUGGGAUGCCUGGAUUUAAAGGAGAAGGUCCUUCAGUGGAUGUGACCAUACCCAAGGGAGAAGUGGAUAUAUCUGGUCCCAAACUAGAUAUUGAAACACCUGAUCUGGAAAUCGAACACCCGGAAGGAAAACUGAAAGGCCCCAAAAUGAAGAUGCCGGAAAUGCAUUUUAACGUCCCCAAAAUCUCAAUGCCAGAUAUUGAUUUGAAUUUGAAAGGCCCAAAACUCAAAGGAGAUGUAGGAGGUGACAUCAAAGGACCAGACAUUGCAUUGAAAGGACCUGAAGUCGAACUGGAGACACCAAAAGUAGACAUUGAAGCAAAACCAAAGAAAUCAAGAUUUAAACUUCCCAGGUUCAAUUUUUCUGGCCCCAAACUUCAUACACCUGAAGUUGAUGUGAAGGUUAAGAAACCGGAUGUUGAUAUCUCAGGACCAAAAGUGGGUGUUCAGAGUCCAGAUGUGGAUAUCCAAGGAAAAGCAAAGGGUUCUAAAUUUAAAAUGCCGUCAUUGAAUAUUUCCUCCCCUAAGGCCUUUAUGCCUGAUGUGGAAUUAAAUUUGAAAGGGUCUAAAUUAAAAGGGGACCUGAAUGUUUCUGCACCAAGCUUGGAAGGAGAUUUGAAAGCCCCUGAAAUAGAUAUCAAAGGCCCCAAGAUGGAGGUUGGUGCACCAGAAGUUGAUCUUCAUGGCCCUGAAGGCAAACUCAAAAUGCCUAAGUUUAAAAUGCCUAAAUUUGGAAUCCCAGGCAUCAAAGCAGAAGCUCCCGAUGUGGAUGUAACCCUUCCCAAAGCUGAUCUUGACCUGUCGGGCCCCAAAGUGGACAUUGAAACUCCUGACUUAGAAGGGCCAGAGGGGAAGCUGAAAGGUCCGAGGAUUAAGAUGCCAGAAAUGCAAAUCAAAACUCCAAAAAUUUCAAUGCCGGACAUAGACCUGAAUCUGAAAGGCCCAAAAUUGAAGGGAGACAUCGAUGUCUCUGUGCCAAAAUUGGAGGGUGACUUGAAGGGCCCUGAUGUUGAUAUCAAAGGUCCAAAAGUAGACGUUGACUUUCCAGAUGUUGACCUUGAAGGCCCAGAAGGAAAACUGAAAGGGCCCAGGUUUAAGAUGCCCGACAUGCAUUUUAAGAGUCCCAAAAUUUCCAUGCCAGAUUUUGACUUGAAUUUGAAAGGCCACAAAGUCAAAGGAGAUAUUGAUAUGAAAGCUCCCACACUGGAAGGUGACUUGAAAGGUCCGGAAAUAGACAUCAAAGGUCCAAAAGUAGAUGUUGACCUUCCAGAUGUUGACCUUGAAGGCCCAGAAGGAAAAGUGAAAGGGCCGAAAUUUAAGAUGCCUGAUAUGCACUUUAAGACUCCCAAAAUUUCCAUGCCAGAUUUUGACUUAAACCUGAAAGGACCGAAAUUAAAAGGAGAUGCAGAUGUGACCUUACCAACAUUGGAAGGCGAUCUGAAGGGUCCAGAGGUUGAUAUCAAAGCACCUAAACUUGAUGUGGAUGUUCCUGAUAUUGAACUGGAGGCCCCAGAAGGAAAGUGGAAAGGACCCAAAUUUAAGAUGCCGGACAUGAACAUCAAGGCACCGAAAAUUUCAAUGCCAGAUGUGGAUUUCAACCUGAAAGGACCUAAACUCAAGGGAGAUUUGGAUGUCUCAGCUCCAGGACUGCAAGGAGAACUUAGAGGACCAGAUGUGGAUAUCAAAGGUCCAAAGCUGGACGUUGAUCUCCCAGAUGUUGAUCUACAUGGACCAGAAGGAAAAAUGAAAAUGCCAAAAUUCAAGAUGCCCAAGUUUGGCAUGACCGGCUUCAAAGGGGAAGGCCCAGAUGUGGAUGUAAGCCUCCCUAAAGGAGAUCUUGAUGUUUCUCUUCCUAAAGUUGAACUUGAAGCACCAAGCUUGGACAUUGAAGGCCCAGAAGGAAAAGUGAAAGGGCCCAAAUUUAAGAUGCCUGAAAUGCACUUCAAGACCCCAAAGAUCUCAAUGCCCGAUAUUGAUCUGAACCUCAAAGGUCCAAAGAUGAAGGGAGAUGUGGAUGUUUCUGUUCCAAAGCUUGAAGGUCCAGAUGUGGAUAUCAAGGGUCCCAAAUUGGACAUUGAUGCGCCAGAUGUAGAAAUUGAAGGUCCUGAAGGAAAGUGGAAAAGUCCCAAGUUUAAGAUGCCCGAAAUGCACAUCAAAGCUCCCAAAAUCUCCAUGCCAGACUUUGACUUGAACCUCAAAGGUCCCAGAGUGAAAGGAGAUGUGGAUGUUUCAGUUCCGAGCUUGGAAGGUGAUCUGAAGGGCCCCGACAUUGACAUCAAAGGGCCCAAACUAGACGUUGAUGUUCCAGAUGUUGAUCUUGAAGGCCCAGAAGGGAAGUGGAAAGGACCCAAAUUUAAAAUGCCAGAGAUGCAUUUUAAGACUCCUAAAAUGUCAAUGCCAGAUGUGGACUUAAACCUAAAAGCUCCCAAACUGAAAGGAGACCUGAAUGUCUCAGUUCCAGAGGGUGAUUUGAAAGGCCCAGAAAUAGACAUCAAAGGUCCAAAGCUAGAUAUCGAUGCUCCAGAUGUUGACCUACAUGGUCCAGAAGGAAAACUCAAAAUGCCCAAGUUCAAGAUGCCCAAGUUUGGCAUGCCCAGCUUCAGGGAAGGCCCAGAUGUGGAUGUAAGCCUCCCAAAAGCAGACCUUGAUAUUUCUGUCCCCAAAGUUGAACUGGAAGCACCAUGUAUGGACAUUGAAGGGCCAGAAGGAAAAGUGAAAGGGCAAUUUAAGAUGCCUGAGAUGCACUUCAAGACCCCAAAGAUAUCAAUGCCCGAUAUUGAUCUGAACCUCAAAGGUCCAAAGAUGAAAGGAGAUGUGGAUGUGUCUGUUCCUAAGCUAGAAGGUGGCCUAAAAGGGCCAGAUGUGGAUAUCAAAGGUCCCAAAGUGGACAUUGAUGCACCUGAUGUUGAACUUCAUGGACCAGAAGGAAAAAUGAAAAUGCCAAAAUUCAAAAUGCCCAAAUUCGGAAUGCCCAGCUUCAAAGGGGAAGGUCCAGAUGUGGAUGUAAGCCUCCCUAAAGGAGAUCUUGAUGUUUCUGUCCCAAAAGUUGAACUUGAAGCUCCAUGUUUGAACAUUGAAGGCCCAGAGGGAAAAGUGAAAGGGCCCAAAUUUAAGAUGCCCGAAAUGCACUUCAAGACCCCAAAGAUCUCAAUGCCCGAUAUUGAUCUGAACCUCAAAGGUCCAAAGAUGAAGGGAGAUGUGGAUGUUUCUGUUCCGAAGCUAGAAGGUCCAGAUGUGGAUAUCAAGGGUCCCAAAUUGGACUUUGAUGCGCCAGAUGUAGAAAUUGAAGGCCCGGAAGGGAAGUGGAAAAGUCCCAAGUUUAAGAUGCCCGAAAUGCACAUCAAAGCUCCCAAAAUCUCCAUGCCAGACUUUGACUUGAACCUCAAAGGUCCCAGAGUGAAAGGAGACGUGGAUGUCUCAGUACCGAGCUUGGAAGGUGAUCUGAAGGGCCCCGACAUUGACAUCAAAGGGCCCAAGCUAGACGUUGAUGUUCCAGAUGUUGAUCUUGAAGGACCUGAAGGGAAGUGGAAAGGACCCAAAUUUAAAAUGCCUGAAAUGAACAUCAAAGCUCCCAAAAUCUCCAUGCCAGACUUUGAUUUGAACCUGAAAGGUCCAAAAGUGAAAGGAGAUGUGGAUGUUUCAUUGCCAAAGAUGGAAGGUGACCUGAAAGGUCCAGAAAUAGACAUUAAUGUUCCUCAGAUAGAUCCUCCUGACAUUGAUAUUAAAGGACCUGAAGGCAAAAUGAAAGGCCCUAAAUUUCAGAUGCCUGAAUUUAAUAUCAAAGCCCCCAAAAUCAGCAUGCCAGACGUGGACUUCAACCUCAGAGGCCCUAAACUGAAAGGAGAUGUUGAUCUAGAUGUAUCUGCUCCCAAAAUAGAUACUGAUUUGAAGGGCCCGGAUUUUGAUAUCAAGGGCCCUAAACUGGAUGUCUCUGUACCUGAUGUGGAAUUGCAAUGUCCUGAGGGAAAACUCAAAGGGCCCAAGUUUAAGAUGCCUGAAAUGAACAUCAAAGCUCCCAAAAUCUCCAUGCCAGACUUUGACUUGAACCUCAAAGGUCCCAGAGUGAAAGGAGACGUGGAUGUCUCCGUACCGAGCUUGGAAGGUGAUCUGAAGGGCCCCGACAUUGACAUCAGAGGUCCCAAACUAGACGUCGAUGUUGGAGGUCCUGAAGGAAGUUGGAAAGGCCCCAAAAUUAAGAUGCCUGAAAUGCAGAUUAAAAAACCCCAAAUCUCCAUGCCUGAUGUACAGUUUGGUCUGAAAGGUGAUGUCUCUGGACCGAAACUCGCAGGAGAUUUGAAAGGUCCUGAAAUUGACAUCGCAGCUCCCACUGUUGAUAUCCACGGUCCAGAUGGAAAAGUAAAAUUACCCAAGAUGAAGCUCCCUAAAUUUGGUGUCCCUGAGUUCAAAGGAGAAGGACCUCAGUUGGACGUCAACCUGCCUGAAGGAGAGUUGAAAGGUUUUGAUUUGAAAAUUGAAGCUCCAACUUUGGACAUCAAAGGGCGAGAAGGACAAUUGAAGGGCCCUGGGGUGAAGAUGCCAGAAAUGCAUUUCAAAACACCUCAGAUCUCCAUGCCAGAAAUUGACUUAAAUCUGAAAGGUCACAAGAUGAAGGGUGAUGUGGAUGUCUCCGUUCCAGGAAUGGCCAUCCAAGGACCAGGAAUUGAAGCUAAAGGUCCAGAGAUUGACUUGGAAUGUCCAGAUGUGAACGUUGAAGGGCCAGAGGGCAAUGUUAAACUCCCCAAAUUUAAGAUGCCGAAAUUUGGCUUUGGAGCAAAGAGCCCCAAGGCUGAUGUGAAAUCUCCCACUUUGGAUGUGUCUCUUCCAGAAGCUGAGCUGAAUGUUGAGUCGCCAGAUGUUGCCAUUUCUGCCAAAGGGAAAAAAAGCAAAUUCAAAAUGCCCAAAAUCCACAUGAGCGGACCUAAAGUCAAAGGCAAGAAGGGUGGUUUUGAUGUGAGUGGAGAAAUGGACGCCAAUUUGAAAUCACCAGAUUUGGAAGGAAGCCUCUCGGUCCCAGAAGCAUCCCUGAAAGCAGAUGCCAACAUCAAAUCCCCCAAGGGAAAGAAACCAGUCUUUGGGAAACUCUCAUUUCCUGAUGUUGAGUUUGAUAUCAAAUCACCCAUGUUCAAGGCCGAUGCUUCAAUGCCGAAGGUGGAAGGAGAAGUCAAGAUGCCAGGAAUAGAUGUGACGUCACCCAGUCUGAAAUCACCCAGUUUUGAAGCUUCCGUUCCCAGUGGAAGUGUUAACAUUGGAGGUCCCGAUAUUGGUCUUAAGGCUCCCGAGUUCAAGCUCUCAGGUGAAAGCGUUGGCCUGGCUGGUCCCAAAUUGGAAGGAGAUCUGAGAAUCCCCAGCGCUGAAGCCAACCUUACCAUUCCUGACAUCAACCUGAAAGGUCCAUCAGUCAACGUACCUUCUGUGGAUGUUUCCGCACCUUCCAUCUCUGCCCCUGGUGUCGAUGUUCAUUUGAAAGGACCAAAGCUGAAAGGUGAUGUUGAUCUCCCAAGUGCUGAAAUCCAAGGCCCAGGAGGGAAGCUGAAAUUCCCCAAGUUCAGCUUGCCAAAAUUUGGGAAGCCAGGAGUGAACCUGGAAGGGCCAGAUGUAGACCUUCAAGGACAGUUGCCCUCUGCACACCUUGAUGUCUCUCCCCCACGAAUUGGAGGAGAGGCAAGCAUUCCUGAAAUGGACGUGAGCCUGAAAGGACCAAAGAUAGGAAAAGACCUGGGUUUUUCUGGUGAGAUUAAAGCUCCAAAAAUAGAUGUCGGCAUGCCAGAUGUUGGUGUCGGUGGAUUUGAAGGGAAGUUUCAGAUGCAAAAGCCUUCAGGUCUAGACGUCAAUCUAUCAGCUCCAGAUGUUGACAUGAGAGGGCCGAAAGUGAAGAUGACUUCGGAAGGAGGCAUCUCUGGACCCGAGAUGGACAUCAAUCUGAAAGGACCAAAGAUCAAAGGAGAUCUUGGCAUUUCUGGUAGCAUGACAUCCCCCAAGGUGGAAGGCUCUGGAGGCGGAGUCAAACUUCCCUGCAUGAAACUUCCUCAGUUUGCUAUCGCUGGUGAGGGAGGCAGCAUUUCAGGACCACAGAUCAAAGGACCUGAAGCUGACUUUGAUUUGAACAUGAAAGGACCAAGUUUGAAAGGAGAUGCCCAGUUUGCUACCGACUUGAAAGGUCAACACGUUGGACUGGAAAUGCCAGGCAUGAAGAUUUCUGGCCUGGACUUGGACACUGGGACCCCGGAUAUCUGUCUAAGAGGACCUUCCCUCAAUGUCUCAGGUCCAAAGGUUUCUGGGUCAGAUUUUGAGGUCAAUCUGAAAGGGCCCAAGGCCAAAAUGCCAGAGGUACAUGUGGGCACCAAAGGAACAGGGGACCUUCACUUUUCUGGACCAAAGAUAGGGGGUGAUCUCGGUGGUCCCAAAUUAGGUAUCAAAGGUCUUUCUCUUGGGAUGGAUGCUCCACAAGGCCAUUUAGAAAGCUCAGCUGGGAAGGUCUCCUUCCCUAAAAUGAAAAUGCCAAAAUUUGUGGUGGCGGGGCAGGAACCGGUUGGAAGGGAAGUCGGGGUCGAUGUCGAGUUUCCUCAACCGCCACAAGCGAGUCUCCACGUUGAGGCAGGGACAGUUGAGCUGGAAGAACCUGACCUGAAAUUGAAGAAAUCCAAGAUCAAAAUGCCCAAGUUUGCCUUCUCCAAAGCCAAAGCCAAGGGAAGUGUCGGCUCUCCAGAAGUCUCAACAUCUGGGGCUGGAGUUGAAGGAGAGCUCAAAGCAAGUUUAGGGUCCUUAGAAGGUGAGGUGGAAGUAGGGGAAGCCGCCGUCUCGCCCAAAGGAAAGUUCUCCUUCUUUAAGACCAAAAAGUCUCGGCACCGGUCGUCCUCCUUUAGCGACGAGCACUCCUCGCACUCCACCCCGACCGGCACGCUGGAGCACGAAGGAGACAAAGGCAAGCACGCCAAGCUCAAAUUUGGCACUUUUGGGGGGAUAGGGUCGAAGAGCAAAGGGUCUUACGAGGUCACGGGAAGCGACGACGAGGCAGGGAGAAUCCAAGGCAGCGGAGCUUCUUUGGAGUCCAAAAAAUCUCGGCUCUCCUCAUCCUCCAGUAACGAAAGCGGGACGAAAGCUGGCUUCCGAGUGCCGGUGGUCGAGUUGACGGUGGCGAAAAAGAAAGAGUAGUCCAGGAAAACGCUUGUGUACAUAAUGCCCCUUUUCCUGUACAUAAUGUCCCUCUCGCCCCAUCGCCCUCUCCUUCUCCCUCUGUAUAUAUAUAUUUUUCCACCCCUCCGGCUUCAAAUACUUUGCAAUGAAACAGGUGAUCUACCGUGAAAUAAGUCGGGUUUUGAGAGCAAAGUGAUUCCUGUUUUACUGUGAAUAGGGCAGGUUCCACUGAAAGAUUUCUAUCUUCCGGAGAUCUGAAUCAAUUCCAAACUGAUACAGCGGCGUCCGUGGUCAUCUAAGGGCUGAUGGCGAGCAAUUUAUAUAUAUAUAAAUUUUUUCACGGUGUGGCACGAUUUUCACGGUGUGGCCACGACAUGCGGCAUCGUGGAGCCUACCAGAAAUUUCUGAUCCUUUGCUGGGGGAUGUGAAUACCCCUAAAUUCUUCCCAAACGUUCUUGGUUGAAUUGCAGCAAGAAAAGAAACUUUUUUUUAAAAAAUACAAACUUUUUUUUAAAAAAGAAAAACUUUUUAAAAAAACUUUUCUUUAAAAAAGAAAAACUUCUUUUUAAAAAAGGAAAACUUUUUUUAAAAAAGAAAAACUUCUUUAAAACCGAAAAACUUUUUUAAAAAAAGGAAAACUUUUUUUAAAAAAGAAAAACUUUUCUUUAAAACCAAAAAACUUUUUUAAAAAAAGAAAAACUUUUUUUUUAUAAAGAAUUUUUUUUAAAAAAACCUUUUUAAAAAAAAAAAAAAAAGCAGCAAAUGCCUUUGAACAAACAGAGGCCGGGGUCUGUCGGCUGUAUCAGUUGGAAUUCAGUCAAUAUAAAAAAAUUAUUCCAGACAUACAGAUGAGCAACAUGGGCGAUUUUUUUUUUUUUUUUGGCAGACGGAGACGUGAUGGAUUUUGAAAAAGCCUGGAUUAUGUGAUAUUUAAAGCUAUGCCGUAAGGAAGAUAGAUGUACAGUUUUUUUGGGGAGUAUUUUGGACAAUUUUCUCUUCUGUUCAGGCCUAGGACUGUGCUUUAUAUGCUACAAGAGCUUUAUGUUUACCUAAGCAAGCUUUGAUUGAGAUAUAUUAUAUAUAUAUUUCAAUUCACUGAAUAUCUUCAGUGUUGAUCCAUGAAAAUGUGUUAAUUUUAACUACUAGGGGUUUAUUAUUAUUAUUAUUUUUGCUUUUACCUGCAGGGGGCUAAAAUGUUUUAUCCUUUAAAAUUAUGGAUAUAUGAAAAAGAAACACUGCACGUAUACAGAAAGCAACUAAGAUGUGUCAAAUUUGGGCUUUUUUGCCAACAAAAACAACCUUUUCAUUUUGUUUGAUAAAACGACUAAACCAACUUCAACCAAAUAUCCAACAUGUAAUUUAUUUGUUGUUCAAAAGACGCAUUGCUGUUGCAAAACAAUUCAAGCCAAAAAGCCUUACGACGUCAUCUUAAUUGUUUCUGUAUAUUUCUUAUUUUUGUAAAAGAAAAGAAGUUCUCUUAGCUGAGGAACAAAUAUUUUUUGUCAUUAAUUCCUCCCGACAGAUGCAAAUUGUUAUCUUUUUGUCAUUAACUGUACCUUGAUUAUCAAACAAAACAAAUACAAAGAAAACUAUUUUUCAGCACUUUAAUGGCAAAUUAAUUGAGAAUGUAUGGAAACCGAUCUUGUAAAAUGCAAAUAAACUGUUUAUUAACCUUUUAA
Pantherophis guttatus is the source of this 19315-nucleotide messenger RNA. The record is from RefSeq and is a predicted model, not a curated record. Lineage: Eukaryota; Metazoa; Chordata; Lepidosauria; Squamata; Colubridae.